Messenger RNA from Morone saxatilis (striped sea-bass), 4390 nucleotides. It is a transcript of the gene cog2, whose product is annotated as component of oligomeric golgi complex 2. The record is from RefSeq and is a predicted model, not a curated record. NCBI's taxonomy places the organism in Eukaryota, Metazoa, Chordata, Actinopteri, Moronidae. Gene Ontology annotation, biological process: Golgi organization; intra-Golgi vesicle-mediated transport; protein transport. Gene Ontology annotation, cellular component: membrane; COG complex. Bases 106 to 2295 code for a protein of 729 amino acids. The transcript has 18 exons.
CCUCGUUGGUGCGUUUGCCAUGUUUGCGGAAGCUUGGUGAAAGCAGCUCGCUGGAGGCUGCUGACUGUUCUCUGUAUGUUUGCAGCUGUGCUUUAAUAAUCCAACAUGAAUCUACCGAAGGGACCGGAUUCUUUGUGCUUCGAUAAGGAUGUUUUUAUGAAGGAUGACUUCGACGUUGACCAGUUUGUGUCUGAGUGUCGGAAGCAGGUCCAGCUGGAGGAGAUGAGAGAGGACCUGGAGCUCUACUAUAAGCUGCUGAAGACGGCCAUGGUGGAGCUCAUCAAUAAGGACUAUGCAGACUUUGUUAACCUCUCCACUAACCUGGUGGGGAUGGACAAAGCUCUCAAUCAGCUUUCUGUGCCAUUGGGACAGCUACGAGAGGAGGUUAUGAGUCUGCGGUCUUGUGUGAGUGAGGUGAUUCAGGCUAUAGACAGCCAGCUGUCCAAACAGGAUGACCUGCAGAAAAAAAAGGUGUGUGUAUUGAGGCUGAUUCAGGUGGUGCGCUCAGUGGAGAAGAUUGAGAAGAUCCUCCACUCCCAGAACUCUAAGGAAUCCAGCUCUCUGGAAAUCAGCAGUCCCUUGUUAGCAGGUCAGAUCCUGGAGAGGAUUGCUACAGAAUUCAACCAGUUGCAGUUCCACGCUGUACAGAGCAAAGGCAUGCCCCUGCUGGACAAAGUUAGACCUCGUAUCGCAGGGAUCACCUCCAUGCUGCAGCAGUCUCUGGAGGGCCUGCUGAUAGAGGGCCUGCAAACAUCCAACGUGGACAUGGUGCGUCACUGCCUGAGGACAUAUGCCACCAUAGAUAAAACUCGAGAUGCUGAGGCCUUGGUAGGACAGGUGCUGGUCAAACCAUACAUGGACCAGGUGAUAGUAGAAGAGGUGGUGAAGUCCAGUCCAAAUGGUCUCCAGAUGAUGUACUCUAGACUGUUGGAGUUUGUUCCUCAUCACUGUAGACAGCUUCGAGAAGUGACUGGAGGAGCCAUAUCCAGUGACAAAGCUGACAUAGUUCCAGGUUAUGAUUUCCUGGUGAACUCUGUGUGGCCAGAGAUAAUCAAAGGGAUAGAGGAGAGGUUGGCCUACCUCUUCAACCCUGGAAACCCUGAUAUAUUCUAUGAGCGUUAUAGCGCGAGUAUGGACUUUGUGCGGAAGUUUGAGCGUCAGUGCAGCUCGCAGGCCAAUGUGAAGAGACUGAGAGUACACCCGUCGUAUAUCAGCUUCCACAACAAAUGGAACCUACCUGUCUACUUUCAACUACGGUACAAGGAAAUAGCAGGAAGUCUGGAGAACUCCAUAAGUGAUGGACUAGAGGCAGCUCCAGCUGGCAGUGCAUACCAUCUGCAGGUAUCUGAGGUGUUGUGGUCCUGCCUAGUGAGAUGUUGGUCAGACAAAAUCUACUUAUCACCUCUUGCCCAUCGCUUCUGGAAGCUUACGCUGCAGCUCUACGCACGAUACGCCAAGUUUCUUGAUGAGGUGUUGACUAAGACGCCACCCUCUGAGGUGACCAAAGAGCCAACCAGGCCUCUGCCAAGCUCAGCCUCGUCCACCUCCAGCCGAACAUCAAUGGAUGAGGGCGGCAGUGAGAGUGGGAGUCCUGCCUCCCUGUCUACCAAACAGCUGGUGUACAUUGCAGCUGACAUCCAAAAGCUGCAGGAACAGAUACCAGAGUUGGCAGAAAUGGUCCGACAGCGGUUAGAAGCCAUCGGAUUCAAAAACUUUGCUACUGUGGAAGAUGCACUAUUGGACUCUAAGGCUUGCCUUUCAAGUAGUAUUCCCACUCUGAAUACCAGGAUGACCCAGCAUCUGACUGAACGCUGUUGCCGCUUCCUGAAGAGUGCCUCUGAGGUUCCACGACUCUACCGCAGGACUAAUAAGGAUCUGCCAGUGCGUGCAUCAGCCUACAUGGACAACGCCUUACGCCCGUUACAUCAGUUGCUGACUGACUCAACGGGGUUGGUCACCCCCUCUACGGCACUAGAGUGGCUGCGAGUUGCACUGUCUGAUUGCACACAGAGGUACUAUGAGACCAUCUCAGAAGUUCUGAGCUCAGUGAGAAAGAUGGAGGAAAGUCUGAAGCGACUGAAGCAAGCCAGAAAAGGUGCAAGCACGACUACCACAGCCGGAACAAACGGUGGACCCACAGACGACAGCAAGAUCCGACUUCAGUUGGCACUGGAUGUGGAAUACCUGGGGGAACAGAUCCAGAAGAUGGGUCUGCAGCCAAGUGACAUCUCCAUGUUCUCUACUCUGAUGGACCUUGUGAAAGAGGCCAGAGAGCUUGCUGAACAGAACCAGUAAAAUGCUGACUCCAUAGUAGAAAGAAACCCAUUAAUGUACUGCACUCUUUCCUUGCAUUUCCUGAAGACUUCUGAAGGAAAAGAAAACAUUUGUCCCAGUCCAGGCCAAAGUCAUGGUCUGGUAACAGUUCAUGACGAUCAGACCAGGAAGAAUGUAGGACAAAAACUGACACUACUGAAAUCCCUUUUCAACCUUUUGUACAAAAACAUCUUUGUUUAAUGCAUUGUUAAGAGCCACGUUGCACGAACAUUUCAACAGCAGGAACCUGCUAGAGUUACUGUACAUCAAGAUGUUAAUUGUCAUUGGAAUUGGGAGAGAAACUACCGUCUGUGGGUGAGACCGAAUCAUCAUUGGUUCUACAAUGUGAUCAAAAGGGACUGAAUGGUACUUUAUUCAUGAAAUGUUUUUCACAGAAUGACUAAUGCCGGGUGAUAUAGAAAGAUCUUGUACUGAUCAUAAUUCGGGCCAGAAUGUGGGGUAAAACAAGUCUCAAAUCAAAGUGGUGAAGAGAGAAUGUCAAUCACACAAUAUUUGUCUAAUUUCUGCUACUUGGUGAAGGAUUAAUAUCAAAUAAGAUAUAUAUAUAUAUAUAUAAUAAGAAGUCUGUUAGUGUGUACAUGUACAUUUUUGUUAAGAACGAAGUGGCAUAAUAUAUGUUUAACAUAAUGUAACAUAACUUGGGAAUAAAAUAACUUUGUAUACAGUAUUGAAUUUGUGUAUUUAAAUAUAAAUAUAAUUAGCAUUGCAGUAUUUAGAUCCUUUACUACAGUAAAAGUAUAAUGCCACCACUGUAAAACGUACUGCUCCUUUUACAAGUAAAAGUACUGUAUUGAAAAUGUUACUUAAAGUAUGUAUGUAUAAUCAGAAAAAUGUACCUCAAGUAUUAAAAGUACCCAGGGCAGAAAAAUGUCCCCUAUGACUGUUAUACUACCAUUUAUAAUAACAUUAGAUUAUUUUUACUCAUGCAUUAAUAUAAAAGCAGGAUUUAUAAUAUCUAAAUCAAAGAAAACAACUAAAAUUUGGUAAUGAAUAUUUUGCCUCGAGCAAUUCAUAAAUUUAUUCACAUAUUUUCUAAUAUUUAUGAGUAAGGUGUAAUAUAAAGUAUAUACUACUACCACAGUGACCACAUUUUCACCAAGGCGUCACAGAUUCGGAGAUGGCUACAUAAAAACGAAAUACAAUAAACAGUGCUUUAAAUGUCUAUUCAACACUCGGUAUGAACGGUUAUUAGACAUGGAGUUUUUUUAAUUUGAGUAAUCUUUAAGUAAGUAAUCUGUUUAGUUGAAAAGUUAUUUCUGUAGUAUUUAAUGUUACUGCUACUAUUAUAUAUUAAUUUCAGUUUUUGUGAACAAGAAUAAGGGGCAACAUUUUGGAAAAAUUAUUACGUGAUGUAAAGGUUAUGUGUUUAACAACAGUUUAUGACAUGGUUCCAAAAAUAAAUUGUCUAAAUCAAUUUCCACACUGUCAGCAAUAAAUGUAGCAUAAUUCCUAACCAGAAAGUUUAUAAGAUGUGUCCUUAAUUGAUCCCUAGCGGGAGAAAUUCAAGAAUUUGAAUAAUAAUCUCUAGCAUUUAUCUGCAGUCCAAUUUUGUUAGCAUUUCUCUCCGGACCUGUUCAUAUUGAUACAAGACUCAUCUGAAGCAUUAAAAUGGUAAUAACUUUGUCUGAAAUCCUAAUGAAAAACAAUGACAUUUUAAUUAUACUGGGAAAAAAUGGUUUAUUACAGCAAUCACAAAUUGUAACAAAACAAAAAUAAACUCUUAGUUACAAUAUACAACGUCAUUAGUCAUUCAUCAUAGAGAAUUGUGGUUACUGUACCUACUCUACUGAAAAAUACUGUACAGAACUCUGCUAUAAUAAAUUUUACAGAAAAAAACAAUUAGAAGUUUUAACAGGCAGCUCGAAAACAACUCAGCUUAAAGUAACAGGUUUCAUAAGUACUGUUUUCAUAAAUCCGCAAGGUGGUGAAAGAUAACACUGUUGAAUAUUGAUAUAUCCUUCUUGAGUGAGGUUGUGCUUCAUUUCUUAUGUACUGCAUAUGGCCAUUAUUUCAGCUAAAAAACAAGGUUAUGAUCUAAAUGAGAUGUCUGUUGCGU